Messenger RNA from Vigna unguiculata (cowpea), 1117 nucleotides. Its product is annotated as gamma-glutamyl peptidase 5-like. Gene Ontology annotation, cellular component: cytosol. Lineage: Eukaryota; Viridiplantae; Streptophyta; Magnoliopsida; Fabales; Fabaceae. The record is from RefSeq and is a predicted model, not a curated record.
GGUGUGGUUCUCUGAAACUCACUACUACCACACCAGACUCCCCUGCCUGUGAGCCACUCUCCCUCACCAGCACUUUCUCUCUCUAGCGUUUUAGAGAGAGAAAGAUCAAGAAGCAAUCUUUGGGAGGUUCGGAGAAUGGAGAAGAUGAGGUUUGCGGUGUUGAUGUGUGCGGAGGAUUCGGAGUACGUGAAGCAAGUGUACGGAGGGUAUUCUGGGGUGUUCGUGAAAAUGCUGGCGGAGGAAGGAGAGACUUGGGACGUGUACAAGGUGGCGCGUGGAGAGUUUCCGGAGGAUGAUGACUUGGUUCUCUACGACGGCUUUGUCAUCACCGGCAGCUGUAGCGACGCACAUGGAAACGACAAAUGGGUUCGUGACCUUCUCGACUUGCUUAACAAACUCCACUCCAUGAACAAAAAGCUCCUCGGCAUUUGUUUCGGCCAUCAGAUUCUUGGGCGUGCACUGGGAGGGAAGGUGACUCGUUCUCCCACUGGUUGGGACAUUGGUGUGAGAACCGUAACAUUUUCACCAUCGUGGGCAUUCUCGUUGUCUUCCCUUGAUCUUCCACCGGGGCUUUCCAUCAUCAAAUGUCACAGGGAUGAGGUCCGAGAGCUACCUGAGAAGGCAGAGGUGAUUGCUUGGUCGGAAAAGACAGGAAUUGAAAUGUUCAAGUGUGGAGACCACGUAAUGGGAAUCCAAGGGCACCCUGAGUAUUCAAAAGACAUUCUUUUGCACCUGAUCGACCGUCUCAUUCGAGGAAACUUCAUCACAGAUGGUGAUGGUAUUCAAGCAAGGGAGAGGGCUGCACUGGACCCAGAUAAGGAGGCUUGGAAGAGAAUGUGUGUGAACUUUUUGAAGGGUCGAUUGUGACGUAGCUGGAACUGAAAUAAAAAAAAAAAAACAGAGGUUUUAUGAGCACACUGAAAAUAGUGACAUUAUAUGGAAGAUGGUCCCUAUAGAUUAAAACAAGUUAAGUAGUUGUUGGCACCACUGGGUCGGUGCAAUGAGUUGUGUAUUUUAGUUGGCUUUGAUGGGUUCCAGCCAUUAGUGUUCUGUAUUUAACUCGACUAUCACUCAAGUCUUAAAUUAUAGCAAUAAACUCACUCAAGUUCUAAUUUUA